CUCAUAAAUCGCCGCGGUCGGUGGCUCGCUGGAAUCCGAUCCGAUUCCGUUCCCAUUCCCAUUCCCAUUCACACUCCAAUUCCAGCCCGAACGGAGCAGCCGGGCGCCAUGGCGGCGGCACGCGGCGGCGGAUCGGCGGCGAGGGUCGGCGACUGGGACGUCGAGCUGGGGCCCGGCUGGGACUGGCGCGCCAUCCCGCAGCUGCUCUCCUCCGCCUGCAUCUUCAUCUGCUCCGGAGGCUGUUUGGGAUGCUGUGAGAAGGCCGCAAAACACGUAGGGGAUCUUUCCAAGAGCUUGAUGGCCCAUGCUCAGAAUCCCACGGUGGCAGAGGAAUUUUGGAGUACAACCACCAUCGAGGUUGAUCCGGCAGAUCUCCGAGCACCAAUGAACACGUCCUCUUGGGACCUUGAUCUGCAUGGAGUGGGAAGCAGUCAUAACCUGGGCGAAUCUGCUAAUCAUGGUUUUUCUCUUUGGCAACAAACUAGGGAUGAGUGGACUGAGAAUACAAGGUUAAGGCAACAACCUGUGGUGAAGCAGAUCCAGGAACCAGUGUUGAGUUGGAAUGCAGCGUACGAAAGUUUGCUUGGAUCAAACAAACCAUUCCCUCAGCCCAUCCCUCUACAUGAGAUGGUUGAUUUCCUCGUGGACAUCUGGGAGCAAGAGGGGCUGUAUGACUAGCGCGAAUGUGUUCCGAGAGAAUAACAUAGCUGUAGGUCUGAUGUGGUAACGAGGGUGUGGCCUGUCAUACUUGUUUUUUCUGCAUGGAGGCCCGUUGUGCUUUUGCUGAAUAUACAAUCCUGUGUGGGCUGUGUUUCUUGUAUUGUAUUGGUAGAAAGAAUCCAGGUUCAAUCAGUUUGCCGAAUUUGUCAAAGAAAGCAGCAGGAUAGAAAGAUGCGUGACAGCGAUUUGUGAACAUAAAUGUCGUCUGUAUUGAUUGAGAAAAUGAGAAGAAGAAAAUAGGUUUUAACACUGA
This is a messenger RNA of Hordeum vulgare subsp. vulgare (domesticated barley), 973 nucleotides long. RefSeq lists its product as uncharacterized. Bases 109 to 678 code for a protein of 189 amino acids. Lineage: Eukaryota; Viridiplantae; Streptophyta; Magnoliopsida; Poales; Poaceae. The transcript has 5 exons. The record is from RefSeq and is a predicted model, not a curated record.